UUCCCGCUCGUUGAUUAUGAUAGCCGAAUCACAAAAUACAUGAAAAACCGAUUGUUUAACAUUAAAACAUAAACAUUACUACCUCAGACCUCUUAAAUGUUAUACUGUAAAACAUAAAUUAACAAAUACCUUUAUUAAUGGAUCAUUAGUAAGCAGUUAAUUGAAAAUAACGCUCAAAAAAUGUCUUCUUUAUCAACUGAAGCUUCAGUAGGAACUGAUGUGAGUGAUGUAGUUGACAUAUUGACUGGCCUUCAGUUAGGCGUCAUAUCUCAAGACUAUGUGGACCAAGUUAUGAGUAGCCAUUAUAGUUAUUACAAAUUUCCUGAAUCGUACGAAUUAAUUGUCAUGCCAGAUAUUGAUUUUCCAUCAAUUAUAAAUGAUGCUUGUGAGUUAUUAAACGUUUAUUUACAACAACCAUCUACACAUAUAUUAUGGGAUCAAUUUUUUAGUGAUGAUUCAUGCUAUGUACAUCCAAAACCAUUAAGUUGUUUACUCAAUUGUUACAUUCAUCAUGGACUAAAAUUUAUAAAUGAACCAAGUGCUAGAAAAAAUGGAUUGUCUGCUACACGUUUAUUUUUUUUAGCAUCUACAUUUAUGGGUAGUAAGAAUAUUGGAUUUUAUCACAUUAGCAUACUUACAAAAUGCACUGAGUUAGUUAAAUCUUGUAUUGCCAUGUUACAUAUCACCGGAGGUAUAAAUAGUGGCGAUGAUGUACCAUUGGAAGAAGAUGAAAAGAUGGAUUUAAUGGCUGAUUUAUUGGCUAUUGUUAGAACCAUAGCAAUAAUGGUCAAACGAUUUCAAUUCUUUGAUGAAAUUAGUUCUUUAGAUAUGAUUAUAGAUAUAAUGAUAGAUGUAACCCAUUUAGAACGAAAUUCUGGCAAUAUUUUAGAACAAGUGCCUACUGAAAACUUAAGCUAUGGUAUAUUAGCAUUCAAUGCAUAUUCGGGUUUGACAGAUAUGUUUAAUGACAACUGUGGAUCAACACUUGUUAUAGGCCAAAAACUUAUGCAUUGUAUGUUAUUAGGUUUAUUAGUUGAUGGACAGCGUGAAAUGCAAUUGACUACUAGGCAAUUUAAUACAAUUCGUGAUCAUCAUUUGUCAUUUAUUCGUAAAAUAACAAGAAAAUUGGGAUCUCCAUUUGAGCCUGUAUUAGAAAUACUAUUGCAACAUUUAUUACAUCGAGGACCUGAACGUAGUGAAUUAAGACCCCGCCAAUUUCAAAUUAUAUUAGAGGUUUGGAGAUUAUGCCCAAAUAAUGUUCGAAUUAAAAUUAAAUAUUAUUUAUUACGUAUGGUAUAUGAUGUAGAUAUUAAAAUACGUAUUGUCGCAUUGGAGACUCUUUUCAAAUUACUUUCAGAACCUGAAGAAAUCGAACCUGAAGAUCCAACUUUAUUACAAUUUAUGCCAGCAACUAAACAUGAGUUUAUUGUUGCUGUAAUUCUUUCUAAAUUUCAAGAUUUAUUAUUAACAGUUCGUUCAAAAGCGUUUUCAUUAUUUGCGACUUUGACAGCAGGUCCACCUACUGCUACUGCACAUCAAACAGCAUUAGCCAAACGUGUGCUUGUUGAUCCUUACCUUAAACAUGAUAAUUUAAAUCAUACAUCAUUCUGUAAAAAAGAUUUUCAUGAUUUUUAUCAAUAUUUGGAUAGUAAUAUGGCCAAUUUUGAUCCAAAUAAUAUAAGCAAUUUAAAUAUUUAUCCCGGUGCUAAAAUAUUAUUGUGGGUGUUAAAUGUACAUGCUCGUGAUGAACGAGCUUAUAUUCGUCGUAUAAGUCUUACACUCUUGUGUAAUUUAUUUCUAAUUAAUAAUAAGUUAAUGGAAAAAUAUUAUUUAACAUUAUUAGUAAGUAGUUGUUCAGAUAAUGCAAUGACCAUCAGAAAAGUGGCAGUUUCUGGGUUAACUGAUUUGCUUUUGAAAUAUCCUGAUAAUCAAGAUGUGCUUAAGUAUUGGUUUAAAGGAUUAAUUCAUUUAGUUGGAGAUCGAGAUAAAAAAAUUCAAGAAUUGACAGUUGAAUCUAUGAAUAGAGUUAUCUUGAACAAUAUCAAACCAUACUCUGCUAAAUUAAUUGAUGAUAAUGAUCCGUUAGACUAUUUACCAUGGCGUGUUUUAGACAAUGCUUUAAAUGAAAAUGUAUUCAAGUACAUGCAGUGCUUAUGUGAAAGGUGGCGCAUUAAUGGAUUCCUUACAGAUCGUAAUGUGAAGGACAUAAUGACAUAUGUGGGUUCUUCAAAUCAUGAAUGGACUGUGCACAGCUUAUAUUUGUUACAGUUAAUAUCCCAACAAUUAACAAUUAAUAAUUUAUCACCUAUCAUUAAAUAUUUUGAUGCACAAUUUGAUACAUGGUUUGUAAGAGAAGAAAAUCCUUCUGAACUGAACAUUUUGUUAACACAUGCACAAAUUACAAUUGAUAUAUUAUCUUUAAAUUAUAAACGGUUGGACAAAGAUACAAAACAAAGAUUGUCAAGCACAUUUGAAGAACUUUUGUUUUCUUUUAAAAUACCAACUCGUCUUAUAUCUAAAUCUUUGGAUUUAUAUACAGUGUUACAUAAAGAUAAUUCUGAAAAACUGAAUUCCGGUUUGAAAAAACUGUUUCAUGUGAUUUGUAAUUGUAUCGAGACAUCUACAAAUAUGGAUAAUGAAGAGAUUAUUAUUCGAUAUAUAUGUACUCUAGGUGACAUUGGUUUAUCACAACAUUUACAAAUCAAACCCAAAUUUCAACAAUAUUUGUUAGACUUUUUAGGAAAACAUGAUGAAUCCGUCUCUUCUGCUUUAAAAACUAUUGUUAUCUUAACAAUUGGUAAAUUAAGUAUUGUGGAUGAACAAUUUGCAAAAGAAGCAAUAGUUCUGUAUGGAACAAUAUUGAAAAAUCCAUACCAUCCAUCAAUAAAAAUUAAUGCUUUAACUGCUUUAGCUGAUUUAUGUUUACGCUGUACAACUUUGGUAGAACAAGCUAUUCCAGAAAUGUGUGUUUGCUUGAAAGCUGAAAGUGUUCCUGUCAAAAGAGUAGCAUUAAAAUUACUUACUGGAUUAAUAUUAGAGGAUUACAUAAAACUGAGAGAUGUAGCUUUCUUUGCUUUGUUGUGCAUGCUUGAAGAUCCUGAUGAUCAAGUACGUCAAGAAACUUCAUCAUUUAUUGUUAACUAUUUAUUGAUUAAAAAUAAAGAUAUAAUGGAACGGAAGCUAAUAGAAGUGAUUUUUCAUUUUAAUGGCUAUACUGGAGUGCGUGCAAGUGGUGUUGAAGAUUGUUUUACUAAUCCUGAGCUAAAGGCAUUUUUUUCAAUGGAAGGCGAUUCAAAGAAAGCAUCACGUCAUUGUGUUUACAGAUUUAUGUUAACACAUAUGUUGGAUGAUAAUAAGUUAAAACUUAUGGUGAAAAUAUUUAAUAUUUUUGAAGAAGUUGUUAAAGAUGUUAGUGCAACAGCUAACAGUGAAGUCAGAGAUCGGGCUACUCAAGUUAUGAGGGAUGCUUUUUGGAUUUUAAAAGCUAAAGAAAUGGCUUUAACAUCUGGAAAACCACGUGAAAACACCAACGAUGAUGACCCAGGCACAUUAGAAAAAGUGGCUGACUUAGCUAAACAAAGAGUAGUUAUGGAAACGUAUAAGAUGGUGAUGACUGACUACAUAAUACCUGGUGUAUUGAAAUUAAAGUAUGAAUUAGAAAAGAACAAAAGAAAAGUACCUACUGUUAUGAAUGAUUUGCGUGCCUAUUUAUGUGCCCUGACUUCGGCUAAAUCUCCUAUAAAAGCUGAAAUUGUAGAAUUGUUGUCUGUUGAUAGUGAUCUAACUGCUGAAAUUUUACAUGAUAAUAGGCUUAUGAAACAACAUAAUAAACAUUUAGAUGGUGAAAAUGGUAUUGGAGAAAUUGAAUCUGAAGAUGACGAUGAUGAUGACGACCCUGCAACACAUUUAAUGCAAGAUUUGGAGUAUGUGACUUGGGCUCAAACAAUGCAAAUGCGUGAAAAAGCAGAAGAGUCAGGCAUGGAUGUAUCAACACAAGCUCAAAUGGAAGAGGAAAUUCAACAAAAAGUAUCAGAGAUAUCUAUUAAUGAUGAUGAUUUGCAAGAUGUUGCUGCAGCCAAUUUUAGUCAAUUGACAGGGGAAGUAACCGUAAGACCUAUUAAUAGUGAUAAGAAAUCAGUUUCUAAUGACACAUUUAAACAAAUAACAAAUUCUAAAAAUAAUUCAGUUACUCAAUUAACUCCUAAGAAGCGAUUAUCUAAUAAUCAUACAGCAUCCACUGAUUUAGAUGAUGAUAACUUACCUGCUUACAGAUUGUUUGAUUAGUAGAAAUUAAUUGUUUUUAAUUAAACUAUGUAGAAUAAUAGGUGUAUAUAUAUAUAUAUAAAUGUGUGUAUAUUAUGUGUAUAGUUUGUAAGUGUGAUUUAAUUUAAUUUUUCAAAAUGUUUACUUUUAUAAAUUGAUUUAAAAUAAAAAUGUUGAUUUUUGCACUA
Molecule: messenger RNA, 4451 nt
Organism: Aphis gossypii (cotton aphid)
Lineage: Eukaryota; Metazoa; Arthropoda; Insecta; Hemiptera; Aphididae
Exons: 3
Coding region: 181-4284 (1367 amino acids)
Biological process (GO): meiotic chromosome condensation; mitotic chromosome condensation
Cellular component (GO): condensed chromosome, centromeric region
Molecular function (GO): histone binding
Source: RefSeq, a predicted model, not a curated record